This is a messenger RNA of Lycium barbarum (goji berry), 2110 nucleotides long. RefSeq names its product exocyst complex component EXO70H1-like. Gene Ontology annotation, molecular function: phosphatidylinositol-4,5-bisphosphate binding. Lineage: Eukaryota; Viridiplantae; Streptophyta; Magnoliopsida; Solanales; Solanaceae. The record is from RefSeq and is a predicted model, not a curated record. The transcript has a single exon. Gene Ontology annotation, biological process: exocytosis. Gene Ontology annotation, cellular component: exocyst. Bases 138 to 1982 code for a protein of 614 amino acids.
CAUAUCCCCAUCAAAUUGAAUUUUCUUAAUUCCUCUUCUCUCCCCAAGUCUCUGUCUUUCUUUCAACUCUCCAAAUAUAUACAUUACUCAACUCUCUUUUUAAUACAACUAAAUAACGUAAAGGUACUUCCAAAGAAAUGACUGGGUUUUUCUCUUCAUCCAAAACUCCAUCACCUCCACAUAACUCUUCUCACAAUAAUUCUUCACCAUCCCCAUCUCAUACUUUCUCUGAGACUUUAAUGGAGGAUACUUUAAAUAACGCUGAGCCCAUUAUUACAAGAUGGGAACUUGAUGGCAACUCUUCUUGCAUAGUAUCAAAUCUCUUCCAAGAGAGUAGAGCAGAGGUCAAGCAGUUUCUUGACACUGUAAUUGACUUACAACACGCUAUGCAAUUUUUUGUUAAAGAAAAUUCCAGCUCCCAAUUGCUUGCACGAGCUCAACAACUCAUGCAAAUCGCCGUCAAAAGACUUCAGAAAGAGUUUUACACCAUUUUAUCAGGAAAUCGAUACUUCUUAGACUCAGAAAAUGUCUCUAAAGAAUCAACCCGGUCAAGCAGUUCAGAUGAAGAUGAUAAUGCUGAAAUUGAAGCUCGUUUUAACGAUGUUUCAAUUACUGAUGAAGGUGAAAAGGUCUCCAUAGCUGUAGAUCUGAAAGCUAUUGCUGAUUGUAUGAUUGAAGCUGGGUAUGGAAAAGAAUGCGCGAAGAUUUACCAACUUAAUCGAAAAUCAUUCAUAGAUGAAACAUUAGAUUACUUGGGGGUUGAAAAUCUUUGCUCUUCAACGGUUCAAAAAAUGGAAUGGGAAAUUCUUGAAAAGAAAAUAAAAACAUGGUUAAGCGCUGUUAAGGUUGCUGUUAGUACUCUUUUUUACGGUGAAAGAAUUCUCUGUGACCAAGUGUUCUCUAUCUCCGACAACAUACGAGAAUCUUGUUUCACAGAAAUCGCUAAAGACAGUGCUUUAACGUUGUUCACUUUCCCAGAAAUGGUGGCCAAAUACAAGAAGCUUUCGUUAGAGAAAAUGUUCCGUAUUCUUGAUCUCUACGACUCUAUUUCUGAACUUAUGAGUGAAAUUGAAGUGAUAUUCGGGUUUGAUUCUACAUCAGUCGUCAAAUCUCAGGCGUUGACCGGCAUGGUCAAACUCAAAGAAGCAGCUCGUACCAUGUUGUCGGAAUUUGAAACAGCCAUUAAGAAAGAUACAUCUAAAGUAGUGCCAGGUGGUGGAAUUCAUCCAUUAACACGUUAUGUUAUGAAUUAUCUUAUUUUUCUAAGUGAUUACAGUGGGCCCAUCUCCGACGUUGUCUCUGAUUGGCCGGCAACAAUAAAGUCACCGUUACCGGAAUCUUAUCUGUUAAGUCCAAUCGCUGAUGACGUGGACUCACCUUCCUGUGUCGUUUCCGUACGACUCGCAUGGCUUAUCCUUGUUCUUCUAUGUAAACUUGAUGGUAAAGCAGGGUUUUAUAAUGACGUGGCGUUAUCUUAUUUGUUCUUAGCGAACAAUUUAAACUAUGUUGUUUCGAAGGUAAGGGAAUCUAGUUUGAAGCUCUUGUUAGCUUCGGACUGGAUUCCGAACCACGAAGCUAAGGUAGAACAAUACAUGGGGAAUUACGAGAGGGUCGGUUGGAUCAAGGUGAUGACGUCACUUCCGGAGGAUUUAACGGCUGAGAUUUCUUCAACGGAAGUGAAUGAGUGUUUUUGUAAAUUCAAUUCGGGUUUUGAGGAGGCGUAUAGGAAACAAAGUUCAUGGAUUAUACCCGACCCGAAACUACGUGAUGAAGUUAAAAUUUCACUGGCGAAGAAGAUUGUUUCGGCUUAUCGACCAUUUUACGAGAAGCAUUGUGGUGGAGUGAAGUCAAUUGUCAAAUUUGUCCCUGAUGAUUUGCAAAAUUACUUGUCUGAUUUAUUUUAUGGAAAUGGUUUUUCAGAAAAUGGUAGUACGACAUCGCAUGGCUCAACUUCAACGCGGUCAUCGCCAUCACGGGGUUAAGUUUAAUUUUAGUUUACUGGUUAUUUGUUUCAUGCCUUUUAUUUGAACGGUAAGCCUCGGUUUGAAAUUGAAGAUAACUACAUUAACAGCAUGAUUGAGCAAGGAAGAGCUAGAUCGUUUCAGUGCCU